This is a messenger RNA of Porites evermanni, 3136 nucleotides long. Lineage: Eukaryota; Metazoa; Cnidaria; Anthozoa; Scleractinia; Poritidae. The record is from the annotation of a GenBank genome assembly.
AUGAUGGAUGAAUAUGCUGAUGCCAAAUGGAACCUACCGGGUUGGAGAAUAGAACAAAAAUAUAAUACAGAUGUCUUGAUAGGAAAUUGGAACGAAGAACGUAGAGUGGUAGGUACACCGUGUAUGUUUGGUGAUUAGAUCUUCGAAAAUAGUAACAUCCCGCUUGUAAUAAGUGUCUGCACAAUGGAAACUAUCAGACUGUGUAAAAUAAGUUGGGAAAGUUAUAUCAGGAAGCUUGCACUUAUAAACUACAAAUAAAUAAAGGGAGGUAUGAAAGUCUUGCCUACCGUUGUAGAGAUCAAUAUGCAAAAAUUAAAGGCACGCGCAAAAUGUAGGCUUGAAAAUUCUACUUAUGUUUACACCGGCAAAUUGAAAAAGAUCCCUCAUAGUUUAUUGAUGUAAGAAUCAGUUAAGUUUAUUUGAUAAAAAGAUCCCCUACAGGAAGGCGGGUUUUUUUAUAGCAUCACAAGCGUGAUGCUUGCUUUCCAUUCUUUGCAUAUUUUUGGUGUUAAAUUAUAUUUUUGUUAGCUACCAGUCCCCAGUUUUAGUAACAUCUUCUUGUGAACAUUUUCCCCCUGGCACAAACGACCAUAUCGAAGUAAAAUUUUCUUCGAUAAAUAUUCUUAAAAAUGCUAGGAGUAAUAAAAAAAGAUUUUUGGGGGAAAGGGGGGGGGGGGAUUUAAAACUUUGCAGAAUUUUUAGAUAAUUGUAGGACUAUUUGAUAUUAGGGUUAGAGCAUCUUUAAACAGUGUCACUGAAGAUGCUGUCAUAAAAUAACAAAGAAUCUUUUCAAUAAAGUUCAAGUUUGUGCGUGAAGAAAGUGAAGAAAAGUUGUGUUGGCUCUGAUCCCUGCAUCAUUCCCCUAAUAUCCAUUGUUUUACUAUUAUACUUUAAAACAUGUUAUGUGAGAAAAUGCUGAGAUUGACCAGCCCAUGAUCUAUGGAUAUUUCUCUUACAGUGAGUUCUGGUUUAUACCUUUGCUAUUUGCCUGUUUUUAGUUUGAGAGAGGAUCCUCCUUCUUUAAUAGCACUCAUAGAGUGGAUUUCAAAAAUUAUGGAAAAUGUCUGCCUGAUGUCACAACCAGGAGGAAAGCCCUUGAGAAACAUGAUGUAAGUUAAUUCAAAAUUCUUAUUCAAGGUCAAUUAGUCCUCGCUCACCUGUUUUGCUCUUUUACCUUGCAUUUCUCUGUCUGCAGCUCACUCGUUAAGCCAGUAACCCAUUCUCAUUCCCAGACCAGCAAUCCUUUUGGCUAGCACACAGUGGUCGAGAGCUGCUGCUGCAGUUGAAGUCAGAAGUCUACAAAUCACAGACUUCUGGCUAUCUGUGCAGCGUUAGGAAACCAUGUACUGUGCUGGCAUAUGCGGGACCCAGCUAGAGCCCUUGAUCCAACCUCGUUCACAGGGUUCUCUCCUACCCGCUCCGUAGGGCGGGUAGGAGAGGACCCUGGGAACGAGGUUACCCUUGAUCUUUUGGCAGGCCAAAAGUAUAACAUAUAUCAUGGCCUAUGUGUAACCGCACACUCCCCUGACAAAGGGAAAGGAUGCAGCUACGUGUAUAAGGCAACACCUCUGGAGAUAAGAAUGCAAGUCAUCAUAUCAGGUACUUACUGGUCUGAUAGUCCUUUCGGCUAAUUUGUUUGAUAUUUUUUCGUUAGGGUCUAGGAAAAGAGUUCAUUUUCUCUCACCACCAAAAAGCUUAUGAAGGAAACAGAAUCUCCUGGUACGAUCAGCAGUUUAAUAAGCGAGAGAUUGAAGAGUCUAAGCUCCCACCACUGAGAACAUGGGAUAGACAGAAGCUGGCCUGGGCACCAGAGAAAUCGGACUAUCCUAUUCAAGGUGUGUCAAGUCAAAUUUUGGAUGUUAUGUUGACUGUUGUAUCCUUAUUGAUGAAAAACUGUUUUACAGUGACUGUCUGACCCUGUUAACAAGAAAAAGAGGUUAAUCUACUAAAUCCUGUGUUAUAUGUACUUUCAGGGCAUCCCACAAACUAUGGUUUAUUAGAAAAACUUCAGCAAAAAUGGAAGAAAGAAGCAGCCAUGGAAAACCUUGGGAUACAUUUGUCCACAUACAACCUGUCAUACAACCGUCAUCCUAGAGCAUCAUUCACUCUUCAACAUUAUGCACCGUCAAAAAGCCUCUCCUGUCAUUUUCAUCCUCAUCGUGUCAACAAAGACCUUCAUUUACGAGGAAAACAGCUGAACACUGCUCCAGAAUUUCCACCAACCCUUGCCAUCCCUCACAAUGUGCCCCCUGACUUUCCACAAUCAACCAUUCUUGCAGUGUGAGGUUUAUGUUGUUUGAGGACACUGGCUUACAACAAGCAUUCCAGCACCCCCCUGUGUUCAACAAUUCAAUACUGACAGCUACAAUGUAGCUUUUGCUCAUCUCCAUCCAGUUGCAAAGUUUUAGAAGUAAAAGUUAACCAACAAUGUAAUAUCUGCUCUUAAGCAUAAUUUGCUCAAGUGGACAUGGACACUGUGAUAAUUAAAACUUAAUCUGACUGUAUUGAUAGUUACUGCACACUUUAUUACAAGAUUACUGUAAUGGCAUUUAAUCUUGCAGCAAUUUCUUAUCAUAAUGAACUGUUAACAAGUACAGUCUGGAUUUUCAUGUAUUUAAAAUUUAAUCAUGACCCAUCAUCCGGCCUUUUCAAGCCUACAUAUUAUUGUUUACCAUUUCUGAGCCAAAUUAGGAAUGGCAACUUUGUAUGCAAUGCAAUAAUGCAUUUGCUUUGUGGGGAAAGUAAAAGUCCUACUAAGAUAUGGACUACAUGUCUGUAACUACAGUUUUUAACUCCAAAAGUUAUUAUUUUGUUGUUAUCCUUCCAAAUCAUAUCAGAAAACAAGUCUAAAACUUCUGAUAAAAUAAAUAUCAUUACUUUAUUCGGGUCUGAUAUACAUAAAUACAAUAGUAAAAAUAAUUGCCUCAUUUGUUUCCUGCACAUUAUCUCGAUCCAAGAUGUAUGCCCAUUGUUGGUCCUCUUUUGUCACACAGAAUAAUAAAAGCAGUCCAUAGAUCAGAAAGAUUAGAACAGAAAAUAAAAGUACAAAUAGGCUAGUGAUUUUUACCAAAAGAAAUCAACAGACAAGUACAGUUCUGAAUAUCUAGGCUUAAUCUUGUACUUUCAAGUUCUUAAU